Molecule: messenger RNA, 1146 nt
Organism: Eucalyptus grandis
Lineage: Eukaryota; Viridiplantae; Streptophyta; Magnoliopsida; Myrtales; Myrtaceae
Product: wall-associated receptor kinase 3-like
Exons: 3
Coding region: 1-1146 (381 amino acids)
Biological process (GO): cell surface receptor signaling pathway; protein phosphorylation
Cellular component (GO): plasma membrane
Molecular function (GO): ATP binding; protein serine/threonine kinase activity
Source: RefSeq, a predicted model, not a curated record
AUGAGCAGCUCAACGAAUUACAACUCAGUUGGGAACUUCAGCUCUUGUGGAUCAGCGUUCGUAGUGAACCAGGAGUCGUUUAAUAUCUCCGAUUACAAGCUUCCUGUCCCGGCUGAUAUGCGGAAAGAAGUUUUCUCAAGAGUUGUCCUGGAUUGGGUAGUAGAACGGGAUUUGACCUGCGAGGAAACGCAAUCGAACCGAUCGAGCUAUGCCUGCGGCGCCAACAGUUUCUGCUCUGACUUCAGGAACGUGGGUUAUCGUUGCUUCCGUGAGGCUGGGUACACGGGGAAUCCCUAUGCCUCCCCACAGUCGCCAGGAUGUCAAGUGAUUAUUAUUGCGGCAUUCUUCUUGAUAACCAUUGGUGCCUUCGUCCUUGACACAUGGAGCAGGAGAAGCAAAGAGAAGAACUUCAGACAAAAUGGAGUAGUGCUCUUAAAACACCAAAGAGUUAAAAUCUUUACUAAGGCAGAGCUAACAAAAGCAACCAACCACUAUGAUGAUGUCAAUAAGUUAGGCAAAGGUAGAUUUGGUUCAGCCUAUAGAGGGAUAAUAGCGAGAGAUACCGUGAUUGCAAUCAAGAAGCCUAAAGAUGUGCGCAAGUCCCUAGUAAAGGGGGAUUUCCAGCAUGAACUUGAGAUUGUGAUGCAAAUAAACCACAAAAACAUGGUGAAGCUCGAUGCCCUCAAAAUAGCUACCAAAGCUACUCUUGCACUAGAGUAUAUGCAUUCCUGCGUAGAACCCCCAAUCAUCCACGGUGACAUCAAGUUGGUGAACAUACUACUGGAUCAAAGUUACUCGAUAAAUAUAUCUGAUUUUGGAACUUCGGUACUUAUAUCACCAAAGCGUAGUCAUGUCGUAGCUAAUGAAAUACAAGGCACAUUGGGCUACAUUGAUCCGGAAUAUUUGACCACUGGUAUACUAAUAGCCAAGAGUGAUGUAUACAGUUUUGGAGUUGUCUUCGUGGAGCUACUCACCGGAAAGAAGCCUACAAGUUUCGUUACUAAGUCUAGAGAGUCAAUCGGUAUUAUCAUUUAUUUCAACUCUUUUGUGAAGGAUAGGACACUAUCUAAUGUCAUAAGCUUCAAGCCUGCUAGUGAAGAUGCAAUGGAGAGAGGAGGAAUGGUUGCUGAGAUUGAUGUGAAGUGA